AACCUUUUUAAAAACUGUGUUUAGACUAAAGAGGAUUUAUACUAAACAGUUUGGGCUUAAAGUAAAGCUGGUGAGGCUGAAGUUCUUGUGGAUUAAAGUUAGAAACAGGGAAGACUCAGGGUUAGGGACUCGACUUCUCAGACUGCUGAAAGUGAAAGAAAAGCUGGUCAAACUGCCUUCAGAAAGCAAAGUGUAGUGGAAAGACAAAAUGGCUUCUAAACUUGAAGAGGAUCUCUGCUGUCCUGUGUGCUGUGACUUCUUCAAGGAUCCUGUCCUUUUGACCUGUGCUCACAGUGUGUGUAAAGCCUGUCUGCAGCAGUUCUGGGACAGCAAAGGAUCUAGAGAAUGUCCCUACUGCAGGAGAAAGUGUUCAAGACAAUUAUACCCUACUAACAUGGCGUUAAGGAACCUGUGUGAGACAUUCUUACAGGAGAAAAGUCAGAGAGCUUCAGCAGGGUCUGAGGUGCUCUGCGGUCUGCACAGUGAGAAACUCAAGCUCUUCUGUCUGGAGGAUAAUCAGCCUGUGUGUUUUGUGUGUCAGACCUCAAAGAAACAUAAAAAUCACAGCUUCAGUCCCGUAGAUGAAGCAGCACUGGACUGUAAGGAGGAGAUCAAGGUCAAACUGCAGCCCUUACAGGAGAGACUGAAGACCUUUGAAGAAGUUAAACUCAUCUCUGACCAAACAGCAGCUCAUAUUAAGACUCAGGCCCAACACACAGAGAAGCAGAUCAAGGAGGAGUUUGAGGAGCUUCACCAGUUUCUACGAGAUGAAGAGGCCGCCAGGAUAGCUGCUCUGAGGGAGGAAAACGAGCUGAAGAGUCAGAUGAUAAAGGAGAAGAUUGAGAAGAUGAGCAGAGAGAUCUCAUCUCUUUCAGACACAAUCAGAGCCAUAGAAGGGGGGAUGGGAGCUGAUGACAUCACAUUCCUGCAGUGCACACUGCAGGAUCCAGAGAGGGUUUCAGGAGCUCUGAUCAAUGUGGCAAAACACCUGGGCAACCUGAAGUUCAGAGUCUGGGAGAAGAUGCAGGAGAUUGUUCAAUACACUCCCGUGACUCUGGAUCCUAACACUGCAGACCCACGUCUCAUCCUGUCUGAGGAUCUGACCAGUGUGAGAAACAGUAGUAGGAGACAGCAGCUUCCUGAUAACCCAGAGAGAUUUGAUGAGUUUUUCUGUGUCCUGGGCUCUGAGGGCUUUAACUCAGGGACACACUGCUGGGAUGUGGAGGUUGGGGACAGUGAUGUUUGGGAACUGGGAGUGAAGACAGGGUCUAGUCAGAGGAAGGGAGUGAGUGCCCUCAGUGGGGUCUGGAGUGUGGAUCAUAAUAAUGGUGCAUAUAAAGCACUCUCUCCAUCCCACCCACACACUCUCCUCACAGUGAAGGAGAAACCCCAGAGGAUCAGAGUGCAGCUGGACUGGGACAGAGGAGAGCUGUCAUUAACUGACCCUGAUAAUAACACACACCUACACACUUUCACACACACUUUCACUGAGAGAGUGUUUCCAUACUUUUGGACUCUCUCAGGCUUCACUCUUCAUAUUUUACCAGUAAAAUCUUGCAUAACGCUGAAGCAUCACAGUUAG
Messenger RNA from Clupea harengus (Atlantic herring), 1582 nucleotides. Its product is annotated as zinc-binding protein A33-like. Bases 209 to 1582 code for a protein of 457 amino acids. The transcript has 5 exons. Gene Ontology annotation, molecular function: zinc ion binding; protein binding. The record is from RefSeq and is a predicted model, not a curated record. Lineage: Eukaryota; Metazoa; Chordata; Actinopteri; Clupeiformes; Clupeidae.